AUGACACCUUCGCUACAAUGUGAUCAAAAUGUCAUGACCUUCACUGCCUCUGGAGGAGGAUUCACAAACCUGUUUGUAGGCAGUGAUGAAGGUGUAUCUAUCUCACUCUUUGACCUACCCUCCCUCUGCGGUUACACUGUGAAGACUUCAUGGGGUGGUCUCGAGCUGACGGUGCCAUACGAUUCGUCAUGUUAUAUUACACAAGAGGAUGGUAAAGUUGUCCUUCCACUGGAAUGGUGGGGCAGUCCUCUGAAGCUGUCCUGUCCCAUCUGGAGACCCUUACCAGCUCCCACUGUGUACUGCUCUCCCAAUGGUAUGGUGCUUCACAUUGUUGGUCAGAAGGAAGAUUUGCCAACAUUGGGAUUUAAAGUGGAAGGGCGAUGGGGACCACUGGUGACUGAUGAGUGUGCUAGUCUUGUUAUUGCCCACCCAGGGGAGAUUUUCUUGUUCAUAUUGACCUCGGCCUUAUGUAUUACCGUUGAACAUGGAGUGCACUUAUGGCUUGUCAUGGACGAGCUGGAAUACACUGUGUCCUGUCCCGAAUUCCCUCAUGUUCCUCCGUUAUCUCCUUAUGGACCGGUCACUCCUGCUCCUCCAUCUUUCCCUCCUUUUCUGACUCUGCAGACGUUGAACCCCAUCUACCUGAAUGCAAAACUCCCUCACAUCCAUGCACCACAACCUCUCCAAACCGUGGAGGUGCCCUGCCCUCUCACGACCCCAGCUCCCCCUCCCUACACACCACCUCCGUACACACCACCUCCCUACACACCACCUCCGUACACACCUCCUCCAUACAGACCACCUCCGUACACACCUCCUCCAUACAGACCACCUCCAUACUCACCUGCUCCUCCGUUCACCCACAAACCUGAAGUGCACUGCUCUCUUCAUCACAUGACUGUGAUAUUUCCUUCUGGGACCAGUCUGGAGCUCUUUGUCAAAGAGUGCAACCUUCCUCCAGAGCAUCGCCUCCCCUGUGGGCUGGGCUCAGUCUCUCAACCACAGUGUGUUUCUAUGGGCUGUUGCUUUGGAAAACACCAUCCUGCCUGCUACUACCCCAUGGACGAGUGCACUGCGGACAGACACUUUGUCUUCUCGGUGCCUGCUUUCCUCACGGAGCCACCUCUGUCUCUCACUUCUCUUGUUGCUGGGGGCAACCCGUCCUGCACCCCUCAGAAAGUAACGUCAGACGAACGUGCUUUGUUUAAGGUGCCUAUGGACGCCUGUGGAGCACGUAGAAUGCAAGUCGGAAAAACGCUGAUCUACAUUUUAGAAGUCAACAACAUAGUUAAAAGUGUCAGCCUCAACUAUGGCACAAUCACAAGAGACUCCCCUGUUCGACUUUUGGUGGAGUGCAGAUUUCUCCCAGGCAGUGCACUUACUGUCAGCUAUAUGGUCAAAACGCCAACUUUGGGACCUGGUAUUCAAACUCCAGGAGUGUUUGGAGUCCAGAUCAGGAUCGCUAAGGAUUCCCAGUAUAAGAGCUACUACCCACAGUAUCACCAGCCUCUGCAGAUGUUGUUGGGUAAACCGCUUUACCUGGAAGUGCGAUUGCUCAACUCCCCUGAUCCCAGCUUGGUGCUGCUGGUCCACUACUGCGUGGCCUAUCCUCGCUCUGGGAAGGCCAUCUGGGUGUUGCUUUAUAACGGAUGCCCAAAUCCACUGGAUCCUCAGCCGAACAAGAUCAUCUCAAAUCCUGAAGUUCCAGCUCGUGCUCAAACUCGUCACUUCACAAUCAGCACAUUCCAGUUUCUUCCUGAUGGAGAGUUUAAGGAUUCAAAUGAAGAGUUACGCAGAAGACGCUUCGUGUUGGUAGAAAUCAUGAGCUGGUAA
Messenger RNA from Knipowitschia caucasica, 1833 nucleotides. The record is from the annotation of a GenBank genome assembly. Lineage: Eukaryota; Metazoa; Chordata; Actinopteri; Gobiiformes; Gobiidae.